UAGUGUGAGGGUAUGGUUGGUGUGAGGUAAGUGUGAGGGGGGCAGUGUGAGGUAAGGGUAAGGAGGGACAGGGUGAGGGUGAGGUAAGUGUGAGUGAGUGGUUAGUGUGAGGGAGUGGUUAGUGUGAGGGUGUGGUUAGUGGAAGGGUGAGGUAAGUGUGAGUGUUGUUAGUGUGAGGUAAGUGUGAGGGUGUGGUUAGUGUGAGGUAAGUGUGAGGGUGUGGUUAGUGUGAGGUAAGUGUGAGGGUGUGGUAGUGUGAGGGUGUGGUUAGUGUGAGGUAAGUGUGAGGGUGUGGUUAGUGUGAGGUAAGUGUGAGGGUGUGGUUAGUGUGAGGUAAGUGUGAGGGUGUGGUUAGUGUGAGGUAAGUGUGAGGGUGUAGUUAGUGUGAGGUAAGUGUGAGGACAUGGCGCUGAGCUGCAGUGAGGAGGAGCAGGAGCUCAGCUCUCGGUGUUUGGAGGAGUGUAAGGGGUGUGAGGAGGUGUUGGGGUUUGGAGAUGAUCUGGAGCUGAACCGGUUCGACGGGCUCCCGCACUCCUCCCGGUUUUACUCCCUCCUGCAGGAGCGGCAGCAGCUUCCGGUCUGGAGCAGCAGAGCAGAGUUCCUGCAGAACCUGAAGACCAAUCAGAUCCUCCUGCUCUCCGCCUCCUGCAGGAGCGGCAGGAGCUCUCAGGUUCCUCAGUGGUGUGCGGAGUUCUGUCUGGAGGUGAGGUAUCAGCACGGCGUGGUGGUGUGUAGUCAGGUUCAGGGGAGGCAGGCGGUUGAGCUGGCGCUGCGCGUGGCUGAUGAGAUGGAUGUGAAUAUCGGUCAUGAGGUGGGAUACAGCGUACCUCUCCAGAACUGCUGCUCCAGCGACACCAUCCUCAGGUUCUGCACUGAUGACGUUCUCCUCAGGGAACUGAUGUCAGACCCGUUGUUGGAGCACUAUGGCGUAGUGGUGAUAGACCAGGCUCAUGAACGCACUGUGAGCACAGACCUGCUGCUGGGUCUGCUUAAAGAGGUUCUCCUGCAGCGUCCAGAGCUCAGAGUGGUGGUGCUCUCCGUCCCUCCGGCCUCUGAGACGUUCCUCCAGCACUACGGGGAGGUUCCUCACCUGCGGGUGGAGACCCCCAGCUCUGCUGAGGUGGUGUACAGCAGCGGGGGCAGAGCGGAGAACUUCUACUCUGCGCUGAGGCUGGUGCUGGAGGUCCACAGAGCUAAAGAACCGGGAGACCUGGCGGUGUUCCUCGCCUCGGAACAGGAGGUAAUCUGUGCCUGCAGUCUGCUGGUUAAGGAGGCGGCGAGGUUAAGCAGUGCUCUUGGAGAGCUGGUGCCGGUGGCUCUGUGCCCGGGUCAGCCUGGCAUCUGCCCACCAAUCACAGAAAACCAUUAUAGGAGCCGAAAGGUCUUUCUCUCCUGCAGCCAAUCAGAAGACAUGUUUUGGUCAGUGGACACGGUGAAUUUUGUGAUUGACACUGGAGUUGAGAAGAGAUAUGUGUAUAAUCCACGUAUCAGAUCCAGUUCUGAGGUGAUCAGACCCAUCAGUAGAUGUCGGGCGGAGAUCCGUAAACAGCUGUCCGGCUCGACAGGGAAGUGUUUCUGCCUGUAUCCUGAGGAGGCGGAGCUUCCCGCGGAGAUUCCUGCUCGGAUACUGGAGGCGAACAUCACCUCCACUGUUCUGUUCUUAAAGAGGAUGGAGGUGGCCGGACUCGGACGCUGUGACUUCAUCAGCAGACCAGAUCCUGAAGGUUUGAUGCAGGCGUUGGAAGAGUUGGAUUAUCUGGCAGCGCUGGAUGAUGAUGGAAACCUGUCUGAGAUCGGGAUCAUCAUGUCAGAGUUUCCGUUGGACCCUCAGAUGGCUAAAGCUCUUCUGGCCUCCUGCGAGUUUGAUUGUGUCAAUGAAGUGUUAACUAUUGCUGCAAUGCUGGCAGCUCCCAGCUGCUUCCUGGAGCCGCCUUUUGGUUUUGAAACAGAAGCUAUGAAAUCCCACAUGAAGCUCCAUCACCCAGAGGGAGACCAUUUCACCCUGAUCAACAUCUACAACGCUUUCAAACGCAGCCAGAGAGAGACGCAUGUCCUGCAGGAGAAAUGGUGUCAGGACUUUUUCCUGUGCUGUUCGGCUCUUCGGGCUGCAGACGCAGUGCGGGACGAGCUGACGGAUAUCCUGAGAAGACUCGAGCUCCCGCUCUCUGAACCCGCAUUCGGCACCAAGACCAACACUCUGAAUAUAAAGAGAGCGCUGCUGUCGGGAUACUUCAUGCAGGUUGCUCGAGAUGUGGACGGUUCGGGGAAUUACUUCAUGCUGAGUAAUAAACACCUGGCGCAGGUUCACCCGCUCUCUGCUUACGGAUCCAGAGCUCAGAAACUGGGUCUGCCUGAGUGGGUUCUGUUUCACGAGUACACCCUGUCUGAUCUCAACUGCAUUCGCACCGUCACUCACAUCCAGCCCGAGCUGUUCAUUCAAAUGGCACCACAGUAUUUCUUCUAUAAUCUGCCCUCUAGUGAGGGGAAGGAGCUCCUGCAGAACAUUUUGGACAGUGAAGGGUCCAGAACCCUGAAGAGGAGGCAGAAGAACCAGCCUGUGAUCACAGAGCCGCCAAAAGAACCAGAGGAGUCCCAGUCUUCCGAUAGAUGUGUGAUACAGUGAUCCAGACUGUUAUACAGAAUCACUGUGAGCUUCUCACUCCUGAUCCUCUGCACCACUACCAGAACUUCCUCCAGCUUAUCUACACGCUCUAUGCAGUCCUUUCACAGUCCCGGAAGUGUAAAUAUAUCACAUCAGCACCUUCACGUUUCCAGGGAUUAUGUGCACUUCUAAAUAAUUAAAUAAAUAACAGUCACACAAGUAAAUCAGCCAGAACAUUAAUACCACCUCCCUCUUGUCAGCUCCACUGCGCAUAUAGAAGCACUUUGUAGGUGUCUCCCAUAAAUCUGUUCUUCAGUCUCAGCACUGCAGUGAUUAGCAUGGUGGUGUACGAGGUGUUAGUUUGUGUUCUGGUACGAGUGAAGUGUGGAGUUUUGGGUAAGUGCUCACAGGACGCUGCUGGUGUACUAGUAGUGUUUAAAACCUCCAGCAGCACUGCUGUAUCAGAUCCACUCACUGUACCAGCUCAACACCAGCUAACACCUCAUACACCACCACCAUGUUAAAUCACUGAAGUGCUGAGUAUAACCACCCAAAUAAUAAUAAUAAUAAUAAUAAUAGCUGUAUCUCUGUGAUGGUUUUCUAUCCUGUGGGUUCUAAAUAUUGAAGAACAGGGUAAAAAUAAGGAGGAGAAAAAUAAAAUAUACAGAGAAACACAAACACAACUACAGUCUGUAAUUAUUAUAGAAAAACAGAGUGAAAUAUAUGAUCAGUGGAGCAGAAAAAUUAAGAGCCAGAUAUAAGUGGUGGUAGUAAUGUUAUAGCUGAUCGUUG
Messenger RNA from Astyanax mexicanus (Mexican tetra), 3394 nucleotides. RefSeq names its product DEAH (Asp-Glu-Ala-His) box polypeptide 32a (gene dhx32a). The record is from RefSeq and is a predicted model, not a curated record. Gene Ontology annotation, cellular component: intracellular anatomical structure; spliceosomal complex. Lineage: Eukaryota; Metazoa; Chordata; Actinopteri; Characiformes; Acestrorhamphidae. The transcript is spliced from 12 exons. Bases 404 to 2623 code for a protein of 739 amino acids. Gene Ontology annotation, molecular function: RNA binding.